Molecule: messenger RNA, 1690 nt
Organism: Brachypodium distachyon (stiff brome)
Lineage: Eukaryota; Viridiplantae; Streptophyta; Magnoliopsida; Poales; Poaceae
Product: TOM1-like protein 1
Exons: 4
Coding region: 158-1336 (392 amino acids)
Biological process (GO): protein transport to vacuole involved in ubiquitin-dependent protein catabolic process via the multivesicular body sorting pathway
Molecular function (GO): phosphatidylinositol binding; ubiquitin binding
Source: RefSeq, a predicted model, not a curated record
GAAAACCGCCCAGAGGUUAUGAGCUCUUUCGCCCCUAGCCAAGCGUCCUGUUUCUCGCGAGCGAGCGCGACCUUCGGGAGUACCAAGACUCGUCGUUUCAACCGCCGUUCGCCAGAUCUGACGCCUCCUUCCCCUGCGGCCGGCGAGGGCAGCAAAGAUGAAUGACAAUCUGAUGGACAAAGUCACAGCACUGAGUGAGCGCCUCAAGAUCACUGGGUCAGAGGUCAGCAAGAAGAUGACGGCGGGCAUGAGCUCCAUGAGCUUCAAGAUGAAGGAGCUCUUCCAAGCGCAGACCCCCGCAGACAAGUUCGUCGAGGAGGCCACCUCGGAGAACCUGGACGGUCCUGACUGGUCUGCGAACCUCGAAAUCUGCGACUUGAUAAACUCGGAGAAGGUCAACAGCGUGGACCUGAUCCGUGGGAUCAAGAAGCGGAUCGUGCUCAAGGACGCCAGAGUUCAGUUCCUCUCCUUGUUCCUUCUCGAGACCGUCGCCAAGAACUGCGAGAAGGCCUUCUCGGAGAUUGCAGCUGAGAGGGUUCUUGAUGAGAUGGUCAGGCUGAUUGAUGAUCCCCAGACUGUGGUCAAUAACAGGAACAAGGCACUUAUGCUGAUUGAAGCGUGGGGUGAGUCUGGUGAGGAGCUCCGAUAUCUGCCGGUCUAUGAGGAAACCUACAAGAGCCUGAAAUCAAGAGGAGUGAGGUUCCCUGGACGUGACAAUGAGAGCUUGGUCCCCAUAUUUACUCCACCACGUUCAGUUGCUGAAGCUGAAGUUCAAGCAAACUUCACGCAACAGACCUUCGAAGAUGUGCAUGUGCAUACAUAUACUGCCGAAGAAACAAAGGAAGCUUUUGAUGUUGCGCGUAACAGCAUUGAACUUCUUUCGACUGUUCUUUCAUCUUCCCCUCAGCAGGAUGCUUUGCAGGAUGACUUGACAACCACUCUUGUGCAACAAUGCUACCAAUCCCAACACACCAUCCAGAGAUUCGUCGAGACGGCUGGAGACAACGAGGCCAUGCUUUUCGAGGCCCUGAGCGUGAAUGAUGAGAUCCAGAAAGUGCUAUCUAGAUACGAAGAGAUGAAGAAACCCUUGGCGUCGGCAAACGCUGAACACGAGCCGGUGGUCAUACCGAUCGCCACGGAACAUGAGGAUUCUGCCACCGUCGGGAGCGAAGACGCCCUUGUCAGAAAACCAGCCGGUUCUCGAGCAAGGCCCGGGGCGGACGAUGAUAUCCUCGAUGAUCUGGAUGAGAUGAUAUUCGGCAAGAAGGGAGGAAGCAGCUCCCAGGAAGGGCCCCAAAAGCAGGAUCCCAAGAAAGAUGACCUGAUCAACUUCUGAACACCAUCCCAGUUAUUAGUCCCUGGGAUCUGAAGAUACUUGCUGCUUUUAGCUGUGAAUUAUUCAUCAGGGCAAACCUUUAGGGUUUGAAGGUCACUUGUUUAGCUGUUUGCAUAUGUGAUCAUUCAUACAUGUGAUCCACGGUCUUGAGUUGGUAAGUCCUUUGAUCAUCAUCCGGUUUCACGCAUUGGAUGCUGGAUUACUCUUGAUGAAGAACUUGUGUUAGUAUGUGAAUGAAGCUUGAUUAGAUCUUUCUUGUGCCAUCAUAUUUAUAUGGUCGAGUUGAACCCUUCUGUGGUUGCAUGCUCUAAUUGGAUACAAAAGAAUCAAUAAAAGCUUCCAUUGUCUGGAGAA